This is a messenger RNA of Closterium sp. Yama58-4, 351 nucleotides long. The record is from the annotation of a GenBank genome assembly. Lineage: Eukaryota; Viridiplantae; Streptophyta; Zygnematophyceae; Desmidiales; Closteriaceae.
AUGAGCUUCUUCCGCGUUUCCGUGCUUGUUCUGCUCUUGUUGAGCUUGUCCCACUUCCUAAAACCCGUGCUAGCAAGGUCUGCCGGGUGGAUUGACGCAUCCAAGGGAAGCAUUGACCCCAGAGCUGUUGAUGUUUACGCACAGCAAUUGCAAGGAGGCAUGCCAUGCGUUCCAUAUGCUUAUGGAGAAGAGGACCCCAUAUUUGUUGAGGACAUCAACUGUGACCCGGCCGAUGAUGCUUCAAUAUUUAAAAUUGGAACGGGUCCGACGCCAUCAUUGAAUGAAAAAGACAACAUCUCUCAGCUGCUUUUUCAGCGACGACGACUUCUCGGUUCAAGUUCAUGCUGUUGA